This is a messenger RNA of Sordaria macrospora k-hell, 2361 nucleotides long. The record is from RefSeq and is a predicted model, not a curated record. NCBI's taxonomy places the organism in Eukaryota, Fungi, Ascomycota, Sordariomycetes, Sordariales, Sordariaceae.
AUGUCGCUCUUUGGUAGCUCCCCUCCCGACGACGACUCGGCCGCCCUCAACUCAGCCAAGAUGGCCAACAACAGCGGCCGCUCGACCCUCUUCGACAACAACGAACCGCCCACUGCCCGCUCCGGCAGCGCCCUAUUCGCCGACGAUGACGAUGACUCGGCGCCCUGGGACAUGCCCACCCCGCGCAAGCAGCGCAGCCGCGCCGAUCUGAUCCGCAGCCUCCUCCCCUCGACCGACGUUCCAGAGAGCUAUAUCGAGACGUUCGACGCAGUAGCCCGUACAGAGAACAACAGCGGUAGCACAAAUGGAAGGAUCACAGCCGGAGGUGUUGCGCGGACACUCGCAGCGGCCAAGCUUGGCGCCGAUGACCAGGCGCGCAUAAUGGGUAUCAUUGCCCCUGCUUCGGCCUCUGCUACAGGCGCUGGUAGUGGGGGUGACGGUGCCAAUGGUGGGGACGCUGGCUUGGACUUGGGCAGGAACGAGUUCAACGUCCUGCUGGCCUUGAUUGGCCUUGUCCAAGAAGGGGAGGUCGCCAGCUUGGACGGCGUGGACGAACGACGACGAAAACUUCCCCAGCCCAAACUACAAGGUCUUGUUGAAAACGUGCCUACGCUGCCAGAUCUAUCUGAACUCGCUGCGAAACCUCCACAACGACCCGUCACACCACCAAAAGCCCCCACCCCGUCUCCUCCCAGGCAACAGCAGCAGCAACAACAACAACACCAACCGCGCACGCUGAGGAAAGUUUCAAUGGAGUACCCCGAGGAUCCGUGGAACGCGCCCGACCUGCACAAAGGCCACAACCAUGGCCCAUUAGAACACUCGACGGGGCACAACGGCGCCGCCAAUGUCCCUCGCUCGAUCGGCGGCCCUGACCUGAACGGCAAUGGCGCUGUUUCGUACAGUACGAGUCCCGAACUGACGACGACCAGCACCGCGCUGCCGGGCCGGACUACUUCCACAUUCACCACCAGCCAACCACCCUCGGGUCCCAGCUCGAUUCAUAACGUCGCCGAGUCGAUUCAAGAAAGCAAUGGCGCCUGGAACUACUUUCCCGGUAACUCCUCGGUAGGAGGGUUUAGCGAGCCAGCAGACAAUGCCAUCACAAGUCCAUUUGGUGGAAGUGGAGGAGCUGGCCAGUCCGUUGGUGGUCCGGUCGGCGGUUCCAACCCCAACCGAAGCAUUGGACAUGUCAGGUCGGGAAGCAACGUGGAAGAGAACAUUCUGGUGAAUCUGAUGCCGGAGAAGGAGGGCAUGUUCAUGUUCCAGCACCACAACUACGAGGUCUCGAGCAUACGACGUGGCAGUAAGGUUGUCCGACGAUACAGCGACUUUGUAUGGCUGUUGGAUUGCUUGCACAAGCGGUAUCCGUUUAGAGUCUUGCCAUUGUUGCCGCCCAAGAGGGUUGCUCUGAACGGCAACCAUCUCUCUAACGAUGGAGCCUUUAUCGAGAAGCGCCGCCGCGGUCUGGCUAGGUUCCUCAACGCUCUUGUGCGUCACCCGGUUUUGGGCCAGGAGCAGCUGGUAAUUAUGUUCUUGACGGUGCCUACGGAACUGGCUGUCUGGCGCAAGCAAGCUACAAUCUCUGUCCAAGACGAGUUCACCGGCCGUACACUACCACCCGGUCUCGAGGACUCGCUUCCCCCAACUCUAGAGGAGCUCUUCGCGCGCACGCGAGCAGGCGUUCGUCGCAGUGCCGAGCUCUACAUUAGCACCUGCACCAUCAUGGAUCGUCUCGUGAAGCGCUCAGAAGGCGUAGCAGCCGAUCACGCCCGGAUGGCUCUUUCUCUGAUCUCCCUCACCGAGGCCAGUGCCGACACCUACGCCACCGACAGUAACGACGUGCCACUGCUCAAUGACGGGCUACAAGCUAUGGGCAGGCACCUGCGUACUGCACAGACUCUGAUGGAAGAUGAAGCUAAGGCUUGGGAAGAAGGUGUGUUGGAGGACUUGAAGAGGCAGCGAGAUGCGCUAGUCAGUCUACGUGAUCUGUUCGACAGGAGAGAGCGUCUCGACAAGGACAAUAUCCCGUUCCUGCAACGACGCAUCGAAACGAAUGAGGCGAAGCUACAGGCGCUUAACGCAAAGCCAGAGGGGAUGGUUAAGCCGGGAGAGAAGGAGAAGGUUGUUGAGGCGAUCAUCAAGGCAAGUCCUUUUCUCCGUUAUGCAUAUACUAUCAGUCUACUAACACCUUCGACAGGACAAGGAAUCCAUUGUCACACAACACAACCGCUCAGUAUUUGUCAAGGAAUGUAUAAGAGACGAGCUACGAUUCUUCCAGGGCACGCAGUACAACGUGUCGAGAUUGACGCAGGAUUGGGCGCAGGAGCGAGUCAAGUACUCGGAGAUGUUGGCAGAUAA